AUGUCCGCCGCUGGCCAAUCAAACGUGGACUGUCCCAACAUGUACGAAGACGACGACCAGCGGAGCUUCAAGCGGUCCGAGGUCGACAAGCUCAGCAGGCACAGCGGCGUCAACGUGAAGGGCUACAUGGGCAGUGCCCAAGCGAGCGAAGUGAAUCGCUUGUACGACGAGGAAAUCUCGAGAAAGCAAGCCGAGGCCAUGAAGAAGGACCCCACGCUGGCGGCAAGUUUCCCUCUUUACUCUUGCCGGUGUGCUACCCUGAACGGCAACCGGCCCGCCAAGGGCGCCAUUAUCGACAAGGAGCUGAUGGAGGAGGAGGCGGCCAUGCUGAGAAAGAAGCAGAACAAGUACGGCAUGUCAGGAAUGAAGUGA
Molecule: messenger RNA, 372 nt
Organism: Lasiosphaeria miniovina
Lineage: Eukaryota; Fungi; Ascomycota; Sordariomycetes; Sordariales; Lasiosphaeriaceae
Exons: 4
Coding region: 1-372 (123 amino acids)
Source: RefSeq, a predicted model, not a curated record